This is a messenger RNA of Camelus dromedarius (Arabian camel), 1130 nucleotides long. It is a transcript of the gene BDH2, whose product is annotated as 3-hydroxybutyrate dehydrogenase 2. Gene Ontology annotation, cellular component: cytoplasm. The record is from RefSeq and is a predicted model, not a curated record. Bases 90 to 806 code for a protein of 238 amino acids. The transcript has 10 exons. Gene Ontology annotation, biological process: siderophore biosynthetic process. Lineage: Eukaryota; Metazoa; Chordata; Mammalia; Artiodactyla; Camelidae. Gene Ontology annotation, molecular function: 3-hydroxybutyrate dehydrogenase activity.
CUGCACAAAGGUCUUAAGUUUGUUGCUCGCGCAGUGACCUGGAGGACGCCAUCCACUUGCUGCUCUAAAAUUAAACCACAGGUUCUGUUAUGGGGCGACUUGAUGGGAAGGUCAUCGUCCUGACAGCGGCUGCUCAGGGGAUCGGCCGGGCAGCUGCCUUAGCUUUUGCAAGAGAAGGUGCCAAAGUCAUAGCCACAGAUAUCAAUGAGUCCAAACUUCAGGAGCUGGAAAAAUACCCGGGUAUUCAAACCCGGGUUCUUGAUGUCACAAAGAAGAAACAAAUUGAUCAGUUCGCCAAUGACAUUGAGAGACUUGACGUUCUCUUUAAUGUUGCUGGCUUUGUCCAUCACGGGACCAUCCUGGACUGUGAGGAGAAGGAUUGGGACUUCUCAAUGAAUCUCAACGUCCGCAGCAUGUACCUGAUGAUCAAGGCGUUUCUUCCUAAAAUGCUUGCCCAGAAAUCUGGCAACAUUAUCAACAUGUCCUCUGUGGCUUCCAGCAUCAAAGGAGUUGUGAACAGGUGUGUGUACAGCACAACCAAGGCAGCCGUGAUUGGCCUCACGAAGUCUGUGGCCGCAGACUUCAUCCAGCAGGGUAUCCGCUGCAACUGUGUGUGUCCAGGAACAGUUGAUACCCCAUCUCUGCAAGAAAGAAUACAAGCCAGACCAAAUCCUGAAGAGGCACUGAGCGAUUUCCUGAAGAGACAGAAAACAGGAAGAUUUGCAACCGCAGAAGAAAUAGCCCUGCUCUGCGUGUACUUGGCCUCUGAUGAAGUAAGCUCUGUUCUUCCCAGUCUGCCUAUGUAACAGGCAAUCCUGUCAUCAUUGAUGGAGGCUGGAGCUUGUGACUGCAGGCUCUCCUUACUGGGAAGGCAGGCCCUUCCUGUCUGUCCACAGCGAAGAAAACUCACCCAGCCUCUCUUCCUAGUAAUGGCAUAUUCGUGAAAACAAAACCUUUUUGAUGAUGUCAUAUUCACAAGAGUGUGAUUCUUUAAAUAUAUUAAUUUCUUUCUAAUCUCUUCUGAAAUCAUAGGAGAUAGUGAGAUAAUGAGCUCGCUGCAAAAAGAAUAGUUUUAAAAAUAAACCUCAAUUUAUAAGCAAUAUAUAAUUAAAAUGUGACUAUGAAAAGAA